AUGGGUUUUAUACAGUGUGGUAAAGCGGAAUAUUCCACAUAUUUCUUCGUUGCUUCAAUUGUGAUGUUUCUAAGUACAUUAUGCUGUUUAACAGCAUUUGCUUCACCCUACUGGACAAAACGUUAUCUCGACACGCCAAUAGAUUUUCAAAAUAUUGGCCUAUGGGAAUUAUGUCUAUACAAAUAUCGUCAUUACAAAGAUGAUUUACAAAUUCCGUAUACAGGUUGUUUUUGGUUUUGGACAAAUGAAAUGUAUCGUUUUCGUGAUUGGAUCAUUCCACCGUGGUUUAAAUGGGUACAGGCAUUUGCGACAUUAGCAUUCAUUCUUACAAUCGCAACCAUAUCAAGUUUAGCUAUAGCAGUAUUUUCAACAUUCCGCUGGCAAUGGAAGUAUCAACUGGUAUGGUGCAUUGUCUCAUUUGUAAUUUUUGCUUUCGAAUUGAUUGCUAUUAUUAUCUAUGGCAUCUACAGUCAAGAUCGUCUUUGGAUGCCAAGACCAGAAUUUAACUAUUUGUCUUACAGUUAUUGGUUCGAAUUCGCUGCACUUGUACUCGCAUUAACUGCCUGUGCUUUAUUUGGCGCUGAUAUGAACUUUCUUCGUGCACCGUAUACAGGUACUGCUAGUGAAAAACAUCUCAACGAUGAAUUCCAUCACUCACCAACCAAUGGAUCUCACAUGCAAUUAACUUCAGGACGAAAUCGUCGUCCUCAAUCUGAAUUGUAA
This is a messenger RNA of Adineta ricciae, 723 nucleotides long. Lineage: Eukaryota; Metazoa; Rotifera; Eurotatoria; Adinetida; Adinetidae. The record is from the annotation of a GenBank genome assembly.